AUAAACAUAUAUACACUACCCUUAAAGUAUGUGAUGGAUAGGGGGCAGAUAACGGCAUGGUGUCUGACAGCUAGGGAGGCGAUACCUGUAACUGAGCCAGAGCUCUCUGGUAAUGCGCAGCUGCGCUUCGAACAAGAAUGAAGUUCAGUAAGCGGAAGGUUUGGUUAUUUGUUUCGUGUAUUGUAUACCGCCCCAGAAGAACAAGAAACAUUUCAUUUUCUGUCAUACACACUGCUUGAAGGAGGAAGCAUGUGUUUGUCGAUACGCACUGCUUGAAGGAGUGAGCAUGUGUUUGUCGAUACGCACUGCUUGAAGGAGGAAGCAUGUGUUUGUCGAUACGCACUGCUUGAAGGAAUGAGCAUGUGUUUGUCGAUACGCACUGCUUGAAGGAGUGAACAUGUGUUUGUCGAUACAUAUAAUGCUUGAAGGAGGAAACAUGUGUUUGAAUCAACGGUCGGUGAAACAUUUGUAUGAUUUUUGAAAUGUAGUUUUCAAUAGACUUUGUGACAAAAUGAGUUCGAGGAGUGAAUACAACUUUUUUACAUUCAAUAACAUACAUAUAUUAAUAAACUUCAAUAUACUACUGAGUGAGAAAAUGUAUAUAUAAACAUAGAGUAUCAUUUCCCCAUAGUCGAUUAAUUCGAACAGCUUUCAUAGCUUUGAUAUUUGAACUUGCAUUGUUUCAGUUUGUUUUGAAAAUUUUACUCCAGAUUUUAGAGUAAAUGAUUAUAAGACAUCUUUUACUAUACUUUACUAUACAAUAGACGCAAAUAACUGAAUAUACAUGUACGUCAUUUCAGAGCUAACUAAUGCGAAUUAAAUGUUUGUUUAUUUGGAUCCUUAAUAUGGUUAAGAGACCAAAUCAACGUUACACUGUAUGUUGAGUGUGAAAUCUAAUUUUAAUUGUUGUUUGAGUGUAUUUACAUGUCGACAUAAUAUUCCUAUGGAAAACUUCAAAAUAAGAUAACAAAGCUACACUAAACAAUGAAAAUAAUGUUGACAUCCCCUAUACGACCGUUACUGAAAGAAAGGAGCUUUUUUUAAACUUUAAAAAAUAUAUAUACAAACCACUAAAAUGACCAACGACACGAACAACCAGAUUGUCAAAUUUUCGGGACGACCUGUCCCUUCUUCAGGACAAACGAAAAGAAUUACAUAAUGUGACCAAUAUUAACAGAAAAUGAUAACAAAACAACAAAAUAUAUAAAGUAAAAAUUUUAAAAAAAACCCGACUCUAAACACUUUCUAAAAAUAUUUCGACCGUGUUACCGUCUUCUUCAGAUCUUCAGUCAAACACGACUGACGAAGACCGGUAACACGGUCAAAAUAUUUCUAGAACGUGUUGAUAUACAUUAAGUGAGGUGUUUAUUAGUGAUUUUGAAUUUCAUAAAGUGGUUCGCUUCAUCAAAAGACGUACACGUCAUCGUGUUAUUUGUUUAUUGUAUUUACUUAUUUAUUCUCGGUAUAAUAGAAAUGGUGAUCUUAUUACAAAUUAUUCUUUUUUAUAUUUCGAUAUAUCACACAAGGCAUGAUAUCAUGUGAUCUAAAUUCCUUUCAUUAAUAAUCUCGUGAUAAAAUCUUGUUUUGGCGUUUGUCAUGCAAAAAAAAAAAAAAAAAAAAAAAAAAAAAAAACUAACAAAAAACAAAAACUUGAACUUCAAAAGCACUUGUAUGCAAGUUCUACUUAAUGUUGAUAAUCAAAAAGCAAUACUGUUUGAAUAUUAAGAUUUAUUUCAACCUAUUGACGAAUUUCCUUUUGAUGAAUUUGAGUAUCAGAUAUGUGUCAAAUAAUGACAGGUUAGAAAAUACGAGUUGACACACCCCUUUGCAAACUAUUGCAACACUUUUUGAGAGUCGGUGACUCGGACAAUCACAACAGUAAUACGAACCAGAAAUUUAAUCAGUGCGUAAUUCAUUUGCAUAAUUAAACCGAGUCAAUUGCCUUGGGUUUGACGUGCAUGUAAAACUGUUGAACAGAAAAACAUUUAACCAUGACCAGCAUCAUUAAAUGUGUUUACCAAAUCUAUUAGAUUUUUUUAUCACACGAUAAAUUGGAAAAUAAAUAUCUAAUUUUGGAUAGUUUUUUUUAUGUAUUUGAUUAUCAAAAGUUGUUCUACUAUAUUUAAAUAUCCUUCGAACAACCCCACGGGUGAUUUUAUUACCGAACACACGGCUGCAUUACCAUAAAAGAGAAUGCAGCGCAUAAUGUUGCUAACCUAAAUGUAUAAAAUGCUGGUACAAUCUAAGUUUAUACCUAUCUCUUUAAAUUAUCAAACAAUCGGCAGGAGUUCAGUGUGGUUGAUUGGUUAUGAAAAGAUCGAAAUCGCUUGACCUUGGCCUUUCUUGCAAUUUUGAUCGUCUACCCCUUUUGUGCUGUAAUCCGUGGUGGGUAUAAUGAUACUAUGCUUUGGAUGACAUUACAUAUGAACCUUUUGUUACUUUAUCUUCCCUCUAUUGAACAAAACCGAGUAGAAAUUCCAACAAAAAUAUUUAUUUGAAGCUUAUAUUAAAAACUUUAACGAACUCCUGCUGUCUUAGCGAUGACGAACAAUUAACUAAAAACUGAAACCGACCAGGAGGUCGCCGUAAGAAGUGAAGGAAGGGGAAGGCUGUCUUAGGGCAAAGCUUUUUAUCUAGUAUUAAGACUGCUGGUGUCCAAGGAUUAAAACUUUACCUAUCAAUUGUAACCAGACUUAAAUACCAAAGUAUGCUACCCCACACGGAUUGAAGGGAAAAACGGUCGGGGCCCCUUAGCAGUACAUUAUGUUGAAAUUUUUAUUUGUGGACUAGCAUACCCAGGAAGCGGAGUUCGAUUAAUUCUAGACCCCCGACAAUACCCAAAUCAAAUGUGCAAACCCAAAGCAAACAGUCUGAUGUGGUUUUAAUUGAUCUUUUGGGGAACUUUUUAUAUAUGCACAAGAUGCCACCCGCAAAGAUGGGAAUCAUAGUGGCACAGAAUGGUCUUGGAAUCGUUGGGACUUAUUUUCAGUGAAAAUGAGGGAAUCUCACAGGCGGAAGCCCAGCCUCCCGGCUCUUGCUCCCAGCAUACCGCCUGUUUUUGUAAAUGGACCGGCUGUGCUUAAAUCUGCUUCCUCUCCCAAUCAGGAGAGUACGACGAAAUUUCAAGGACAUUAUGAAACAGAAUUUAUCAUGGCAAACAUGGAUCAGGGUUGGGCAGCCAAAUUGCUUAACCCAGACAAAGACAAGGAAAAUCUGUCUCGCGUCUGCUGGAUGUUGAAUGACGUUGGCACUCAUUCCCUACGAUCGGUCUUCGACAGUAUUCACCCACCUCUGAACUUAAAGGAUCACCUAUCUCAGCCUCACAUUCGCACUGUUCUCCAACGGCUUCACGAGCAAGGCGUCCUGGACGAUAAACAAUGGAAACUUCUUUAUCCGACCAAGAAGAAACACACGACCUCGCAGCAGUAUGACAGUCGAACACUCGUGACUCUGCUGCAGACUAUCUGUCACCUUUGCCCUCCAUACCCGAACGGAUGGUCAGCUGCUCCACUCUCUGCAGAUAGCAGCCUUAGUGCUGAUAUUGUGCGAUUGCAACUUAUGUUCCAGCAUGUUGCUGAAAUGAAAACCAUUUCUAUUGAGGAAUAUACUUCAAUCUGGAAACAGAUCAGGGAGGUAUUACUCCGACUUGGCGGGCCUCCUAUCAGAGUGAGACUACAUCGCAUCGAAAACGAGGUUCUUGAUGCCGAAAUGCAGACUCACUAUAUUAACAAAGUGCAGGAAAACUGGAGCUCCAAUCACAAACGCUUGGUCUUUACCCCCAAAUCCUCCGGCUCAAGAAACUCGAAAGGGAAGACAAAACGCAAGAAUAACACAGAACAUGAAGGUAUUCCCCCGGAGGACAAGGCAGUCCUAAUGAAGACAUACAAACUCUUUGUGGACAACAUCCAAGCAGAAGACAUCAUCGAUCGUCUGCAACAAAAUCAAGUCAUUAAAUUUAGCGAUAGACAGGAAAUAUUUGCCCUCAACAAAAGAUACGAAAGGAUGCAGCUCCUCCUUGACAAGAUAUUGCAUUCGAAACUCUCCUACGCAUUCAAGGCUUUGACUGAUUCCAUCAAAUUUAAGUACAAGAAAAUUCACGAAACUGUGGUGCAGAUACGCAAAGAAACGUACAAACACGGGAUUCGUGAGACAGUUGACGUAGUGGGUGUUGCAACAACUGCGCUGACCAACUUCUACAAGAACAACUACAGCAAGUGUUCGCCAUUCCCAUGGAACGAUGGUGUUACAUGCAACAUUCGCGAUAUGUACACACCUCUUGACAUCAUGGAUUCAGAUGGAAAACGACUGCACUUGAGUGACUUUCUUCCACCUGUGACUUCGAUGGGUAAAGGUAAACGAAUUCUUCUUGAGGGACCAAGUGGAAGUGGUAAAACCAUUCUUAGUCAUAUGGUGUCAUAUAUGUGGGCAACACAGAGAAGCUACUUUAAAAACAAAUACGCAGUUCUUCUCCAUGUCGAUCUGAAGAAGGUAAACGGGGAUUUUCAGGAGGAGGUACAUCGAAAUCUCUUGCCUGGUGAUUUCAAACUGAAUUCAUCGGAGUUUUUUUCCAUGCUAGAGGCAAACUCAGGCGAAGUACUAAUGAUUUUGGAUGGUUACGAUGGUAAAAUGAACCAGAGAGAUUUAGAAGAAAUACUUACAGGUACUCGUCUACGUCAAGCUAGUAUCAUUGUCAUGAUGAAUCCUGAGAUCGUUUCAUCACCAGGAUUCGUUCCAGAUUCUCGACUGUUUUCGUUAGGAUAUAGUUUAAACAGUGUUAGCAGAUGCAUGAAAACAUAUCUGUAUCACUACAAAUUCAAUCCAGAGAAUCAUCAGAGACUGUUUGAUACCGUAACGGAUGAAAAUUGGCAAUUCAGACCAUAUAUCACCAAACCAAUUUGCUGUUUACUGAUCUUCGCUAUAUACCAGUCCUCGAAAAACGCCAAAAUCGCCGACAUUUCAGGAUUAACUUCCCUUAUGGAAGCAUACGGUUUUGCGAUGGCCACGCAGUUCUGCAAAAGACAAAAACUUGACAUAAUUGGUUUGGAAUUCCCAGAGGAGGUGGUGAAGGCAAUUGAUCAACUGAGUACAUUUGCAUUCAGAACAUUGAAUGACGAGGAAUAUGUGUUUACAGAGGAGGGUAUACUUAACGACACUCAAAAUGCGAUUGUCUUCAAAUUGGGUGCGUUUUUUAAACUCACACCGGUGUCCAAAUGGGUAUUUACUUGUAGCCUAAUGCACGAUUUUCUGGCAGCAAGACAUUUGUCUGAUUAUGUUCUAGAGGAGAUGAUAAGUAUCAUCAAGGAUCAUCGCCUGAUGAAACAGUCACGGAACAACCAGUUAGUGAUGUUUACAUGCGGCUUGUACAGAAACGACCACGACACUUUGGUCAUCCGUCAGCUUUUCUCAGAAAUGGCGAUCCAGAACAUCCGCAACACAAGAGUUGAGACUGAGGAUUCAAGCAUCUCGGAAGACGAGUUGAGACCGGUGCGACCUCCAAGUGGAAGGUUCCAGGAUUUUUCCCAGAGUCUGUUGAGUCUGGCGGAAGCUAAGUUUCGGGAGGAUGCCCUUGAGGCUGUUGCUCAGUCGUUCCCACCUCGAACCGUUAUCAAACGCGAUGGACUACUGUCGUACAAAAGCCUUCUUUCUCUUCCGCAAAUCAUGCUUCACGACACAAACCGUAUUACGCAUUUAGAAAUUUAUCUCAUCCCCGUUUUUAUAUGUCAAAUUCAACUCUACACUGACUUCGCAGAAAGUAUUUCCAAAAGCGAGGUCCUAUCCCACUUAAAACUGGUGUGGAGUUCAAUGGAUGUGUUAGCUAGAUUUCUAGAUGCAUUUAUGAAAACGACGAAAUCUAUAGAAUCGGUUACACUACAAGAUGCGUGCAAAAAACCAAUAAAACAAGUGUCUGCUGCAACAUGGGCAACACUGCAGAAUGCUUGUCAAAAUAUGAUAAAAUGCCAGAAAUUUGCAUUCCUACACGGCAAAGUGGCAGCUAUUUCUUAUUUUGUUUUGCAACAUCUUCCAGACACCAUCCAGGAAUUGGAUAUCUCGGGUUGUGUGCUAAAUAUGAUGUGCGCCUCCGAAGUAAGUGCGAAAGUCGAACACGCUGCCUCACUGGAGGUUUUAGACAUUAGCCAGACAAGUUUAUUUGGAUCGGAAUUUGUAGCUGUGCUGCAAGGACUGAAACUUAGCAACACGAUGAAAAUUCUGAAACUCAAAGGUGCAAAGCUAGACCGCGUUGGUGUCAUCACUUUAGCAGAGUGUCUGAAAUUAACACGAACUCUUCAGGUUUUAGAUCUCAGUUACUGUGAACUCAACACUGACAUGUGCAAAACGCUUACGGACGCAAUCGCAGAAAAUCGCAGUCUUCGAAAACUGGUGCUCAAAAACACGAAAGUGACAAUAGAAGGGAGACAAGCAAUAAUUGAUCCAAGGCUGGACCAACUAGUAGUUGUCGGACUUGAUGAUGUGGUCUACGGACUGCAUACCAUGAAUGUCGCAUAGAAUGAUAUCUAAUAUAGAAAAUGGGUGAUAUAUCAAUUCCAUUUGAGGAACUAAAACAGUUUUUUUUUCCAGAUAAUAUGUAGUUUAUGAAAAACUUAUAUGUAAUGAAGGUAUAGGAGAUAGUCAUAAAAUUAUACUCAAGAUAUAAACGAGAGAAAAUAUUGUGAUGUACGUGUCCGCAUUUACACACACUGCAUUUCGUUUUCAGUGAUCUAGUUCCUAAGAAUUCUACAUGAUAAAGUGUAGAAAGAGCAGCCUGUGAUACUAAGUAGUUUAUUUUAUUUAAUAGCAAAGUAUAUGUAUACGUGUAUAUGAUUUUAUAAAUUAUGAAGUAUAUGAAUUUAUAAAAUAUGAAAAAUACCACAAA
Messenger RNA from Ostrea edulis (European flat oyster), 6871 nucleotides. RefSeq lists its product as uncharacterized. Lineage: Eukaryota; Metazoa; Mollusca; Bivalvia; Ostreida; Ostreidae. The transcript has 6 exons. The record is from RefSeq and is a predicted model, not a curated record. Bases 2995 to 6504 code for a protein of 1169 amino acids. Gene Ontology annotation, biological process: regulation of apoptotic process.